Messenger RNA from Alosa alosa (allis shad), 944 nucleotides. RefSeq names its product tetraspanin-18-like. Lineage: Eukaryota; Metazoa; Chordata; Actinopteri; Clupeiformes; Clupeidae. Gene Ontology annotation, cellular component: membrane. Bases 148 to 795 code for a protein of 215 amino acids. The transcript is spliced from 7 exons. The record is from RefSeq and is a predicted model, not a curated record.
GCCAUGGUAAACAUAAGUCAUUGGAAUGUGUUCAUCUCACCUUUGUAGUUGUAAAGGUUAUUAGCAUCAUGCUAACUAGCUAAAACCUUCUGGACCUGACUUAUGAUUAUCAUCUGUUUCUAAAUUCCUAAACCGUUACUUGCAAAGAUGGCCGGUCAUCGCACAUACUUAUGUAUGAAGCAUUCAAUGAUAUUUUCCUGUGCAGUGAUAUUCCUGAGUGGUAUGUUGCUGGUCGGCCUGGGUGCAUGGAUGAAACAUGGUGCGGCCACACUAGUCGACUUGAUGGGCCAUUACUUUAUGCAGCUCAUCAACCUCAGCUACAUCUGCAUUGCUAUGGGCUCCAUCGUCAGCCUCACCAGUAUAAUGGGGUGUGCAGGGGCCUGCAGGGAGAAUCGCUGCCUCCUGACAAUGUUCUUUGUCAUUAUGAUGAUGUGGGUUGUUGCACAGACCGUUGGUGUAACUGUUAUCCUGGUGUACAGUAAUUCAGUGGGAUUCAUGCUGUAUGAUAUCUUUAAGGACUCUUUGGUGAAGUUUUACAUGGGAGUGGCUGCUCCAGACCCUAUAUCCACUGCAUGGAAUGUUGUCAUGACCAAGGGUUGUUUUAACAAAGUCAUUGAUGUGAUCAAGAGAGAUGGUACAGCAUUGGGAGCAGCUGUAGGAAGCAUGGGUGUUGUUGAGAUUGGAUCCCUGAUGCUGUCCAUGAUUCUCUUCAUGAAGCUGGGCAGCAUGCAUUACGAAGUACGAGAUAGGAAACAUAGAGUCAGGCCACAAACAUCUGAGCACAGAGAGGCGUAGAAUUAAGACUAUUACACAAAAAAGUCACCAUGACUAAGGUCAGACCAGAGUGAUGAAGCUAGAAAGUAUUACAUUUCUUGCUGAGAUUUCUCAACUAGAUUUGUUAUGUAUACACAUUGUUUUUAGCCAGAUUAAAACUUUUUGUGGGA